GUGAAAACAUACAAGAUUAAGCUAUAAUGGAAGGUCAAAACUUUGUUUUUAAUGGAGGGGUGAAGAUGCCCAUUGGCUAUAGGUUUCAUCCCACGGAUGAAGAGCUUGUGGUUCAUUACUUGAAGAGAAAAGCUCUGAAUCUUCCUUUACCUGCUUCUGUCAUUCCCGAGUUCGACGUUCUGCUGACAAAUCCAUGGAGCCUGCCUGGUGAUGUGAAAGAAAACAAGUAUUUCUUUAGCAAGAGGUAUGGAAAUGACAGUAACAACAAAUGCAAGAGAGUAGCUGGUUGUGGUUACUGGAAGCCCAUAGGCAAAGAGAAACCAAUUUUAGCUUCUGGAACCAAUCAAUUAAUUGGGAUGAGAAAAGCUUUGGUUUUCUGUGAAAAGAAGCGUUCAAAUGAGACCAAGACUCGGUGGCUCUUGCAUCAAUUUCGCCUUGUUGACUCAGCAGAAACCCUUUAUCCAACACAGAUGUUCGUGGGCGAAUGGCUAGUUUUCAAGGUGAUUCAAAGGAAGAGAAAAGCUAAAAGACAUGGUUGUAGCAAAAGUCAGACAAGAAGUGCAGACAGCGUGGCUAGUUGUAUUGAUUUCGCAGUGGAAGACAGCUCUGUCUUUGGUCCUCCUCCUCAACCUACUUCACCAAGUUCAAGUGAAACAACCGAGGUGUCUGUGUCUCCCAAUGGAUUAUUAGACGAGGACAUUAGUUCAUUUUCACAAUGUUGUACGAGAAAGCAGUGAAAAAAGGGGUUAAAUUUAAGGAGUUGAGAAAUUGUGUUGUGGAAGCAAAUCCCAGAACUUUGUUACCCAACUUUACUAGUUUUUUCUUCAAAUAUGAAACAAUGAUUGUGAGAGGGAAAGAAGUGGCACAAAUUAUUGCAUAGAUUCUAAACUUUAAUUUUAUCACCAAAAGGCAAAUGAUUUUUCUGAA
Hibiscus syriacus is the source of this 927-nucleotide messenger RNA. RefSeq names its product NAC domain-containing protein 83-like. The record is from RefSeq and is a predicted model, not a curated record. Gene Ontology annotation, molecular function: DNA binding. The transcript is spliced from 3 exons. Gene Ontology annotation, biological process: regulation of DNA-templated transcription. Bases 27 to 737 code for a protein of 236 amino acids. NCBI's taxonomy places the organism in Eukaryota, Viridiplantae, Streptophyta, Magnoliopsida, Malvales, Malvaceae.